UUAUUAUGUAUUUCAUGAAUCAUUCCAGCUUUCAGAAUGGCCAGGAUACUCGCCCGCUUCGCGGCGUUUUUUGCUGGACUCUAUUUCAUCCCACUUGGCGCUUCGACAGUAUCAACGUUAGACUCCUGCCCAGACCAUUGUUACUGUUUCGUGGUGUCGCGCAACGCACCCCCACCGACUGCACUCUUGUCGAGUUAUAUUCAAGUAAACGACUGGGUAGAUGGUAGCAAGGCUAUAGCUUGCUGGGGAAGGAAGGACAUCCCACAACCGAUUUCUUCAGAUAUCAAGUACCUGAUACUAAUUGGAAGUCAGAAGCCCAAAAGACGUCGACAGAAAGAUUUACGGGUAGGUCUACGAUCACACACCCUAAGGGGAAGCCUGACCUUACGACGACCCCGGACCUACGUCAUCCCAGACCCGACACCUGUACGUCGAAGAAACAUCCGGACAGUCCCACACGACGCCCUCAACGGUCUACGAGAGAUAAUCCAGAUUGAUCUUCACGGAAACAAAAUCACGGAGCUGAGCCCCGCUACCUUUCAUGGGUUGUCCAACCUUGCGGCUCUUAAUCUGAACGAGAAUCGCAUUAAGUCUCUGCAUGCGGAUCUCUUACAUGAUGCACUUGCGUUGAGGACAUUCCUGGUGUCGGGGAACUCCCUUCGGUCCUUGCCGGAAACCAUCUUUCGCAACAACCAUCAGAUCGAGAGACUCGACCUUAGCGAUAAUAUCUUGUGGGGUGUUCCCGAUGACUGCUUUCAGCCUCUCGGUGAGCUGACGUUCUUGAAUCUCUCGUAUAAUCGACUGAAUGAAAAGAACCCGAUGAUCUUCACCGGAUUAUCGAAACUGAAGGAGCUGUUUCUGCAGUGGAAUAAAUUCACGAGAAUAGACCCGACACUGUUUUUGAGCAAUACCCACAUAAGGACAGUUGAUUUGAGUUUCAACCGCAUCAAAACUAUUGCACCGAAUGCGUUUCAGAAUCAACGUUAUUUGACAUUUUUAGAUCUGUCGGGGAACAUGUUGACGUCUCUGAGUGGUUUAUCUUUCCGAGGAGCUACUGCACUGAAAGAACUCGACCUAUCCUUCAACGCUGUUGAUGCCAUCAUGGGCGGUGUGUUUACUGAUUUAGCGAAUCUCACGAGAUUACACCUAAAGAACAACAGGUUGCCGAACAUCACAGCUGAAACUUUCGGUAACAUCCCGAGUUUAUCAUUUCUCACACUUACCGAUAAUAACAUUUCACAAAUCUCGCCAAACGCCUUAGCUGGUCUUGUCGCUUUGGAGUUCUUAGAUCUGUCAGGAAACAGUCUUAGCCAUCUUCAGAGUGGGGCUUUUCAAGGUCUUGUAGCUCUGAUGGAACUCAACCUUGCUGACAACAAACUUUAUAUCAUUGAGCCCGAGGCACUGAAAACAACGCCAUUCUCCUUUAUGUCUCAACUGACGUGGUUAAAUCUACAAGGAAAUCGACUACUAGAGCUUCAGCGGGGUGUGUUUCGUGGUGCUCCAAGCCUGCGAGUUCUUACUCUUUCCAGAAAUAGAAUCUCUCGGAUCGUACCUGAUGCCUUUGGGGGAUUCAACCGACUUCAUCGCUUGAUGAUGAGCGACAACACCCUUGGAAGAUUACCUGAUGGCGUAUUCAGGCUUCUAGGAACUCUUGAAACGCUUGAUCUGCAGAACAACAGCCUCACCGAGAUCUCAGACAGAGCUUUUCAAGGUCUAAGUGCCCUGAGCAACCUGAACCUUGCGGAAAAUAAACUGACCAAUGGGAAGAUGAAAUGGUUGAAACACAUCCAGUCUGUCCAAACUCUGAACUUGAUCGGUAACCGCUUCAGCGAGAUGUCUUCGGAGGACUUUGAGGUAGCAGGGAAUCUGCGCUAUCUGUACCUUUCCAACAACAACCUAACAAAGGUCUCUGUCAGGAAUGACUCCCGGCUCUACCUCUUCAACCUGACACUGUCUCACAACAAUCUUACAAAUCUUCAGGACUUCUCUGCUCACAUAUUGCCCGGGCGGGUGCUGGAUUUGGCUGGUAAUCCCUGGAAUUGCAACUGCCGCCUAAUCCAUUACCUGACUGAUCUGACCAGGAGGUCUAGAAUCAGAUUCGACAAUGAAUACCAGACCAGAUGCAACUCUCCAGAUCAUCUGCAAGGUGUAAAGACGAUGGACCUGGUCCGAUCAAAAGUUUCCUGCAUUGGAGAUGAACUCGUCAAUUUACCGAUGAUAACUGAAAUCACUACCCCCAAACCAGCUUCUAUUCUGACCCCUUCUCCUCCCAACUACAUGGAGUUAGACAGAUUGCGCUGGUCAUGGGUGGUGCUAAUAUGGGAUUCGGCGACGGACACACCGAUUUGCAACGGAGCCUUAGUAUCUCCAAGUUUCGUCCUUACCUCAUACCAAUGUCUCACACGAAUCACCAAGAUCAAGUCCUACUUGCGCCUGGUAUCAAGAUGCCCGCAACCUCUGGACGGGAAUUGCCAAGACAAGGUGUGGACAGCGCCCUCUAAUUUGGAAAUCAAAGUUUCAGCUGGACAAGGCACACUCACCAAGUUCCUCCUGGUUGCAGAAACGUAUCGCGUGUUGCGAAUGCACAGGGUGUUACCAGACGCAGCCCCUCAAGAGUCAGCGGUGGUUCUUCUUGAGAUGUCACCCUCGGUUGACCUUGCGGGACCUGCUUCGGCCAUCAAUAUCCUGGGACAGUCACCAGCGUUUGGGCAGCUGAUUGGCAAACGUGUCCUCGCAUCAGGGUGGUGGACUGACCACUCAAAGACACCGGAAGUUGUAGGAAGGCAGAAGCGACGGCAUUACCAGUUGACAUCUUUGCAGUGUGGAUCGUCCAAUGAGGUCCACCAGCCUUAUCUCUGUGGACAUCUCGAACAGCAUCUUGAUGACUACAAGGACUGGGACAGUCUUGGGACACCAGUGACGAUAAGGGAGCGCAACCAGUGGAAGCUUGUCGGUAUCUUGGUGAAAAAUGAGGGCGCUGUCGGCUUUAUUAAAGACGUUAGGCAAGAAGGUGAUAAGAUUCAUCAGAUUAUUGCUGGUAAUCCGCGUUCAGAACGUAUGUCACAUCCGUACUAGGAGCUGCCAAAAACUCUUUCACCUAACUACGGCCGUGAACUGUUUUAAAUCCUGCGUCCACCGUAGGUGAUUGCUGAAAGUGUUGCGUUUCCGGGUCAUCCAUCUGUCGGUCCCGUUCCCAAUCGCAAGAUUGAAUUGAGGCUGCAGCUGUAAUGGUACCUGAAGGGAAGUUGAUUGCAAUUUGCUGGACUUUGUUCUAGGCAUUACAAAUCCAUGUAAUGACUGCAUCUUUGAUGAUCAGCCUAUCAAUCUAAACCUUUGACUUAUAGGAAGACAUAGGCAAAAAUCAAUCAUUAAUUUUUAAAUCGGUCGAUGAAUUAAGUGUCAUGUUGUAAAUAAUAUUUUGUACUUAUAAACAAAAUUGUACAGUGGGUUAGUCUAUUUAUUCAUUUCCCUGAUGUAAAUAAUACCUCUGACUUCUGACUUGGAGACUUUUUCUUUUACCCAUCUUUUGGCUUAUCUCCUGCCCUAUGUUUAUCAUUCUCUCUUUCAAUCAUCUGGCUACUAUUUUAUCAAAGAAUUUUGUUAUAAUCAUGGGCUGGUCGUAUUGAUGGAGGGGGGGGGGGGGGGGCGGCUCUUGCCGACCCAAAUUUAUCAUGAUCAAGAAAAAAAGAGAAAAGACGGAAAUAAGGGUGAAAUAUGACAUUAUUUUUCGAAUAUUAUUUUGUCAAAAUCCAUCACAAACUUGGAUUUUUCUAUUGAAAAUGUUAAUAUUUUGCUCUCUCGCAACUUCUUAUUUUCUUAUAGAGGUGCUGCGUGUAUUGUUCUCUAUAGGCAGUGCACCCCCUGGAAUUCUGGUAUAGGAGUGGAAAAUUUGAUUUAGUGAAAUACUUUUUUUGUUUGCUUGUUUCUUUCUUUGAUUGUCAAAUUUCUCGGGAUCAAAAUAACCUUCACUUUUUGGUGAAACUCUUUUUUAGGGUUUUUUUUGCUUGUCAAAUCAUUUUACGUCAGCACCCCCGUAAAAAAUCGUUCCCAGGCCCUGAGCUUGCCCUGCACUUUGUUACAUUGUACCCAUGUACAUUGCAUAUUCAUUCUUUUAUCAUUGCUAUUAGAUUGUCACAUUGGCAAUUUGAUUAAUUUAUAUUGUUUGUUCAUGAAUAUUGUGAAAUUCGUAUUUUGGCUUAACAAUAAAUGCAGAAACUCCUGCGAAAUAACGUUU
Molecule: messenger RNA, 4234 nt
Organism: Lytechinus variegatus (green sea urchin)
Lineage: Eukaryota; Metazoa; Echinodermata; Echinoidea; Temnopleuroida; Toxopneustidae
Product: protein artichoke-like
Exons: 4
Coding region: 37-3075 (1012 amino acids)
Molecular function (GO): protein binding
Source: RefSeq, a predicted model, not a curated record